AUGCUCGCCGCCUGGGCGGACCGCGGCGCGGCGAGGCCGCGCGCGCAGGGCGAGCGCUGCUCCCCGCGGCGCGGCCGGGGGCGCACGGGGGCGAGGCGGGCAGUGGCAGCAGGCGCUGGCGCUGCUCGGGAGGCGGGUGGGGGUGCUGCAGCCGAGCACGAGUCAGUUACGGCGCUGGGAUCAGCGCGUGGGCGAAGGGCGCAGCAGUGGCAGCGGGCUCUGGCGCUGUUCAGCGACAUGCGGGAGGUGAUGUUGGAGCUCGAUGUCAUCUGCUACAGCGUCGGAGUCAGCGCGUGCGAGGGAGGCAAGCAAUGGCAGCACGCGCUGUCGUUGCUCGCUGCGCUGUUGGAGGAGAAUUUGGAGCCAAACACCAUCACGUGCAGCGCCUGCAUCAGCGCGUGCGAGAAAAGUGGACAAUGGAAGCGCGCAUUGUUGUUGCUCGACCGCAUGUCAGAUAUGGCGGUCGAGUGUACGAUUAUCAGUUAUAACGCUGGCAUCAGCGCGUGCGAAAAAAGUGGACGAUGGCGACAUGCUCUGUCGUUGCUCAAGAAGCUUCGGGAUGAGAAGCUACAGCCCGAGAUCAUCACCUACAACGCUGGCAUCAGUGCGUGUGGCACACGCGGACAAUGGCAGCAAGCAGUAUCGUUAUUCCGUGGGCUGUUGGAUGCGAGGUUGGAGCCGAGCGUCAUUCAGCUACAAUGCGGGAGUCAGCGCGUGCGAGAAAGGCGAGCAGUGGCAGCAGGCGUUGUUGUUGCUUGGGGAGUUGUGGGCGGCGGAGUUGGAGCCGACUGUUCUACAGCGCUGGGAUCAGCGCGUGCGAGAAAUGCGGUCAGUGGCGACAAGCGUUCUUGCUUCUCACUCGCUUGUUGGAGGCGAAGGUGGAGCCGAACUCAGUUAUAA
Messenger RNA from Prorocentrum cordatum, 900 nucleotides. The record is from the annotation of a GenBank genome assembly. NCBI's taxonomy places the organism in Eukaryota, Dinophyceae, Prorocentrales, Prorocentraceae.